Solanum lycopersicum (tomato) is the source of this 1291-nucleotide messenger RNA. The record is from RefSeq and is a predicted model, not a curated record. NCBI's taxonomy places the organism in Eukaryota, Viridiplantae, Streptophyta, Magnoliopsida, Solanales, Solanaceae.
AUGCCAUGUGAUAUUCACAUGACAUCUAAUUGACGUUUAAUCGAUUCUGUUAAUGAGAAGGGUAUUUAAACUAUUUUUGAUAGUUCAAGAUUAUUUUUGACUCUUUUCUGUUAUAUUUAAUCGAUGGAUUAGAAAUAACUUUAAUUUAUGAAUGAGUACUUACCAUAACACCACGAUACUCUCGUGACAACACCAAUAAAUAGCAGAUGUCACGUGUAGUCGGCAAGUCCAAAAUACUCUCUCCCUUCCACAAAACCAAUGAGGCCCUACCGUUAGGUACCCACAGAAUCCUUGUUAGUCACCUCUUUGCUCUUCAUCUUCUCCAAAUCGGAACUGUGGAGAUCGAUGGGUCACCGGAGAAAUGGUGGUGUUGUAGAAGAAAAUGGAACGGUGAUCGGAAAUUGAUAGUUUUACCUAAAAUAAGAAAUGAACAUUCAGCAACUCAAAUUUUUAGCUAAACUUGCCCUAUUUUUCUUCAUUAUAGUAAUCGCCACUGUUGAUGGCUACUUAACAUGGCUUAUCUCUACUUCAGCUUCCAUUCUGUUAGCUGAUCUUUUUUCAGUACUUAUCCACCGCUACUGCCCUUUUAUCUCUCGUCUUUAUCAUUUGUUCUACCUUGAAAAUCCUAGACGAACACGUCGUCAUUCUGAUAUCCUAGCGCCAUUAGUAGCGCUAUUCGUAGCGCCACUGUUAAGCCACAAAUUAUUUGAUGACAUAAAUGUGACUGCUUGUAUGAUGGUAGCAACUGCAUUUUACCUUCCAAUGAUGCAUCACUUUGGUAGACCUAGAAAUUUUCGGGUAUUGAAUGUGUUAUUUAUGCUUUCUGUUAAUAUUUGUUAUGGGGAAUUUGGAUUUGGGCCUAAUACUUGUGCAUCAGUUGCUUUUUUCACUUACAUUGCUGUGUUGGCGGGACAAGCAGAGGCAGGUGCAGCUUAUGAGGAUGAUCAUCACCACUUGACGUUGAAUCAGAUUAUGUCAAAUUUGAUGAUAGAAGGGAACAUGGCUGCUGCGGGUGGUUGUUACCUAUUUACAGCUGCAACAGAGAUGAAGAUCAGAAUAGAUGAAAGGUAGCUUCAUGUUUAUACAAACUGUAACAAGCUUUUCAUUUUCAAUUCCAAUUCCAAGGCACACAUGGUUUCUAUAUAUGGUCAUGAACUUUAUUGUAACUGUGGAAAUUAACUCUUGCUGUUGGUAACCAGUUACAUUAAUGUGUUAAGUUGGCCUUUUCUAAGUUUGCACUAAAAAGUUGAUGUGGAAAUAAAAUACUCCUAGGAAGCUUUUACUCCUUUUU